GUCUCCACUACCAACAUGGACCAACUGUACUCAUCUCUCCGGUUCUGGCUAGUGAACCACCCCAAAAUCCUCCAUUUCCAAUGGAUUCAGGGUCAAACACUCGGCUCCACCCCACACUUCCUCGGUCUAACGGUUCUCACUUACCUCGCCGUCACCUUCCUCCUCUCCAAAACACCGCUCCCUUCACUCGGUCCCAACAUCCUCAAACCCAUCACAGCCCUCCAUUCCCUCAACCUCUUCCUUGUUUCCCUCGUCAUGGCCGUCGGAUGCACACUCUCCAUCGUAUCCAUCCCCUCUCCUUUAUCCCACGUCGUUUGUUUCCCUCCCGACACCCCUCCCACCGGUCCCCUUUUUUUCUGGGCCAACAUCUUCUACCUCUCCAAGAUUCUCGAAUUCAUCGACACCCUUUUGAUUAUCCUGAGCAAAUCCAAGCAAAGGCUGACGUUUCUCCACGUCUACCACCACGGCACUGUCGUUGUUAUGUGCUAUCUCUGGUUAAACACUUCCCAGUCACUGUUCCCGGUGGCACUCGUCACCAAUGCGACCGUACAUGUGAUAAUGUACUUUUACUAUCUUCUCUGUGUGGUGGGGAUUCGUCCCAAGUGGAAGAGAUUGGUCACAAAUUGCCAGAUUGCGCAGUUCGUGUUCAGCUUUCUGGUUUCCGUUUUGAUGCUUUACUACCAUUUCACGGGAUCGGGUUGUUCGGGGAUCCAGGGCUGGUGUUUCAACGCUGUUUUCAAUGCUUCUCUUUUGGCUCUUUUUCUUGAUUUCCAUGGCAAGAGUUAUGCUGCCAAACAAAAGGCUGUUGUUGAUAAGGAUAAACGUUAUUGAUUCUGCAAUGAUUUGAAGUUCCAGUUUCUUUUGAGUAAGACUAUUAAAGUUCU
Messenger RNA from Hibiscus syriacus, 884 nucleotides. RefSeq names its product elongation of fatty acids protein 3-like. Gene Ontology annotation, molecular function: fatty acid elongase activity. The coding region runs from base 16 to 831 and encodes 271 amino acids. Gene Ontology annotation, cellular component: endoplasmic reticulum membrane. NCBI's taxonomy places the organism in Eukaryota, Viridiplantae, Streptophyta, Magnoliopsida, Malvales, Malvaceae. The record is from RefSeq and is a predicted model, not a curated record. The transcript is spliced from 5 exons. Gene Ontology annotation, biological process: sphingolipid biosynthetic process; very long-chain fatty acid biosynthetic process; fatty acid elongation, saturated fatty acid.